Antechinus flavipes (yellow-footed antechinus) is the source of this 1587-nucleotide messenger RNA. RefSeq names its product vascular endothelial growth factor D (gene VEGFD). Lineage: Eukaryota; Metazoa; Chordata; Mammalia; Dasyuromorphia; Dasyuridae. Gene Ontology annotation, molecular function: growth factor activity; chemoattractant activity; vascular endothelial growth factor receptor 3 binding. The coding region runs from base 13 to 1074 and encodes 353 amino acids. Gene Ontology annotation, biological process: positive regulation of endothelial cell proliferation; positive regulation of mast cell chemotaxis; vascular endothelial growth factor receptor signaling pathway. The transcript has 7 exons. The record is from RefSeq and is a predicted model, not a curated record. Gene Ontology annotation, cellular component: membrane.
AAAAAAAUCAGAAUGAACACACAGUGGGCAAUUGUGAAUAUUUUCAUAGUCUCCUAUCUGCAUCUCCUUCAGGGAUCUAAUUAUCAGCAUGGACCUAUGAAGCAGGCUGCAAUAUUAGAGCGGACAGAACAGCAAAUCCGAGCUGCAUCUAGCUUGGAGGAACUCCUCAAAAUCACGCAUUCUGAAGACUGGAAGCUGUGGAAAUGUCGACUGAAGAUCAAAAGCUUAGCUAAUAUGGAUUCCCGCUCAGCAUCACAUCGUUCCACUAGAUUCGCGGCAGCAUUUUAUGACAUUGAAACACUUAAAGUCAUAGAUGAAGAAUGGCAGAGAACUCAAUGUACUCCAAGAGAGACCUGUGUGGAAGUGGCCAAAGAGCUGGGGAAAAGCACAAACACUUUCUUUAAGCCCCCCUGUGUGAAUGUAUUCCGGUGUGGAGGUUGCUGCAAUGAAGAGAGUCUCCUUUGUAUAAACACAAGUACAUCGUAUGUUUCAAAACAGCUUUUUGAGAUAACAGUGCCUUUAACAACAGUACCCGAAUUAGUGCCAGUCAAGGUUGCUAACCAUACUGGAUGUAAGUGCUUAUCAACCACUGAACACCAUCCAUAUUCCAUCAUAAGAAGAUCCAUCCAAAUCCCUGAGAAGGUUCGUUGUCCCAACACCAAGAAAGUCUGUCUGGGAGAAUUGACAUGGGAUAGCAAUAAAUGUAAGUGUGUCAAACAGGAAGAGAGUCCUCUCAAUGGAAUGAAAGAGCACUCCCAUCUUCAGGAACUGGCUAUUUGUGGGCCUCAUAGAAAGUUUGAUGAGGACCACUGUGAAUGUGUCUGUAAAAUGCCUUGUCCUGAUGAUCUCAUUCAGAACCCAGAGAACUGCAGUUGCUUUGAAUGCCGAGAAAGUUUAGAGAGUUGUUGUCAAAAGCAAAAAAUAUUCCAUCCAGACACCUGCAGCUGUGAAGACAGAUGCCCUUUUCACACUAGGACAUGUGCAAAUGGAAAACCAAUGUGCACAAAGAACUGUCGCUUUUUUUUGAGGGACAAAAAAGGCCCCCAUGGGCUCCUUGGCAAAGAAAAUCCUUGAUACAAUGUUUAUCCUUCUCCAAACUCCUACCUUUUGGGUUUUUUUUGUAAACAGCAUGCUGCUUUCAAGUUGCUGUCACUUUCCAAGCAUUAGUAAAAAUGUGUCAACAUCUCCUUUACUUAGCAAGAGUGAAACAAGCCCACAUUUAUUUAUACCAUUAAAUAAGCUGCCAGGAAUGGUUUCAUUGGGACAUUAAUACUUGUCCACUGCCACAGGAUGCUUAUGAGGCGAAGGACUGGAGAAGGAGCCUACUUGGAGCUUUUCUAAUUAGAAACAAAAUGGAUAAUUUGCAAUGAAGUGUUGGUUACUAUGCAACUGUUAAGGAAAAUGGACUAAACCUUUGCUAACUGCAACUCUUGUGAAGUAUUACAAUUUUUAGAAUUUGAUUUGAAAUAUGUUUAACACUGACUUUUUGAUCUAUUGUCUAGCUUUUGAUUAUUAAUUAGUAAAACUACUACUGCCUUAAAUAUUUAAAUAUAUUUAAAUAAUUAAAAUUAUCAGUUAUUCAAUCCA